UGAUAAAUAUUAAUGAUAUUCAUGUGUAUAUAGUAAUUUUAAUAAAGCUCGAGUAGCAAUUAGCGGUGAGAUUAGCUCUAAGUAUAAUGCGGAGUGAUACUCGUCGGUUCGUUUGCAAGCGAAUAUUGGAAUUGAAUUUAGAUAAAAAUUCAGCGUAAAAAUCAGGGAGAAAAUGGGAGGUGAGGUCGACCUGCACCGCUGCGCUCUUAUUUUCGAAAGAACAACGAUAUUAUGGGUGCUCGAAGGUCGAAUUUAUCCUAUAUAUACUUCGGUUAUCAGUGUACCAAAGCAUACCGACUCAAGCCUCAAAACAUUAAAGAGCAAAGAUCUCCAAAAUAGCAAUAUGAAUACUUUGACUUUAGCAGCUUUUGCCUGUUUGGUUGUCUUGGCUAGCGCCAAGCCUUCCGGUUAUGGCGGACUCGGUGCAGGUUAUGGUGGUCAUGGUGGGUAUGCAGGAUACGGUGGAUUUGCUGGAGGACAUGGCGGAGGUGGAUAUGGAGGCGGUGGACACAACUACCAUGGAUCCGUUGGACCAAGCGGCGUCGUAACCGGUGCAGGAGCUUCUGGUCCAUCUGGAACUGUCGAUGGUCAUGGCGCUGUUGGCCCAUCCGGAGUCGUUAAUGGACAUGGUGCUGUCGGCCCAACUGGACCCAACGGACACGGAGGAUACGGAGCUUGGGACGGCGCCGGUGCCGGAGCUGGUGCUGGAGCCUGGGACGAUGGCGGUCAUGGGGCAUACAGCAACGUCGUUCAUGGUAACGGAGCUACCUUGGUUGGAGCUGCAGGUGGAUACGGAGGAUACGCCGGUGGAGCUGGAGCUGGAUGGGCCGGUGCCGGAGCAGGAUGGGGUGGAGCCGGUGGUCAUGGUGUUGUUGUUAAGGGACCACCAACUGUCCCAGCUACCAUCAUCGGUCCAGGAGCUACCGGUAAAAUUGUAGCUGAUGGUCUCUGGGGACCGGUCGGCCAUGGUCACGGUAAAUGGUAAAUUCAUUGAAUGUCUUCAAAUCGCAUGAACUACCAUUAUCCACAUCUACUACCAUUUCAAGGCUUCCUUUGUGCUGUAUCAGUAUAGCUUUCAUUCUGUUUUUUCUCUUACUGAGUAUCCUCUUCAUCAGCCAUUACGUAUUUCUCCUAAUUUAUGUUCAUUCCUCUUUGUGUUCUUUAUGUGAUAUAUGGUGUGUUUGUGUUCUCGAAUUAUGGGAAAAUUUCUUCUCAUAAUACAGACGAAACCUGCCUCGUAUUUUUG
Molecule: messenger RNA, 1246 nt
Organism: Nicrophorus vespilloides
Lineage: Eukaryota; Metazoa; Arthropoda; Insecta; Coleoptera; Silphidae
Product: glycine-rich protein DOT1-like
Exons: 2
Coding region: 173-985 (270 amino acids)
Source: RefSeq, a predicted model, not a curated record